UUGCGCAUAAUUCCCAGUCUCAAGUUACAGAGAGUUACUGAAGUUUUCGGAGCAUGCAUCUGCAACUCACUUCAGAGAGUUGCCGCGAUUAGGGUUCUGAUAUCGCUGGCGUGGAGAUCGCUGUCCACAGGGACGGUUUGUUGGAUUGCGCGUCGGACACAGGAGGCACAAAAUGCGUGAACAGGUGAGAGAUGCUGCAGCCCACGGAAGCAGCUGAGCACACGACGUGAUGGUGAGCUCCGACGGCAAAGGAAGUGCAAGUUUGAUACCUUGCAGCCGAUGGACAAUAGCUCUAAUGAAGGAGAUGGAUGUUCGACAACCUUAUUAACGCCUGGGCGUGUGCUCCGUGGAGCUGCAUGCAAGCUCUGCUGAAUGCUAUGAAAAGGAGUCAGCCGUUCAUGGUGCUGAAAGUGGAUUUCUCUGACGAAUCAGCCGUACCUUUCUGGAGGGUACAAAACGACUUUGAAACUGUGUUGAAACCAGUAGGCACACACGACUUCGAACAAAACGGGGACCUUUGCCGAUUGAAGAUGGAACAGUUGUGGAAGUUUUGUUACCCACAAUGCAGGUCCAGUCUUUUGAGGAGCAAGAGAAAUUGGCCGCAACCCCUGUACAUCCCGAGGUCUUUACGUUCAGCCCUCUGUGGCAUCUAUUUUGCCUCCUGCUUUCUGGAGCACACCUGGCGCUUUGCCUUGCCUGCUGUCAUAGCCGUGAUGCACCAUACCCUACUUCCUGUUGCUGUGGUCAGCUUUGUGAGUCAGCUUGUAAUAUUUGCAGCAGGUCCUUGGGUGGGAGCUUUGAUGGAUUCCAUGCCUCGGGUACAUGCGUUUAAGUGCCUAUGCGUUGUGGAGACACUCUCUAUGUUAACUUCAGCAGGUGUCACCAUCUAUGCCCUUAAUGGAGCAGCGCCUAUGGCAUCUACGGCCACUGUCUUAUUUCUUCAACCCUGGUUUUUGGUGCUUGUUGUUGCCUCUGCUGUGGAGCAAUUGGCUGGGCUAGGUGCUGGCAUAGCCUUUGAAAGAGACUGGGUGAUUUUGUUGGCAGGAGCUAAUCGGCGGAUUGGCCUAGCAAAUGCAAAUGCCAUUCUUCGCAGGGUUGAGCUGGUGUGCGAGAUAUCAGGUCCCUUCAUUUUUGGGAUACGUUUGUCCCGAUUUGACCCAAAGUUGUGCGUGAAGUGGGCGGUGGUAGUAAUGAUCGCCACUCUUCCUGUUCUGGAAGUAUGCUAUCUUGUUUUUCUGUACCUGAUAGAUAGUACCGAUAGACUUUCCAAGGGAACGUUGCAGCGUCCAAAAGAUGCGAAUCCUGGGUACAAGACUAAGGGCAGCACUGCAGACACACAUCAUGAAGAAGCAGCGGAGGGAGGCUUGCAAGCUGUCAUAAGGGGUUGGAAACAGUAUCUAGCGCAACCUGUACUACCUGCAAGUUUAGCAUACGUGCUUCUAUAUUUCAAUGCAGUCUUGGCUCCUGGUGGUUUGAUGACAACAUAUCUCACCCAGCAAGGAGUGAAUGCAUCACUGGUUGGUCUGUUUGGAGGAUUAUGCGCUCUAGUGGGAUUUGCUGCCACCUUUCUCUCAGCUACAAUGAUCAGCAAGUUUGGGGUGUCGAAGGCAGGUGCAGCUUCGUUGAUUUUCCAAGCCUUGGUACUUGCAAUAGCGGUCACAGUAUAUUUGAGCAACCCUAUCGGGCCGCAAGCCUCAUUGAUUUUGUUUCUCUUUUUAGCCGUGAUAUCUCGAUUAGGUUACUGGGCUUAUGAUAUGGUAGAUGCCCAAAUUUUUCAAACUGCGAUUCCAGCUACACAAGCGAAUCUCGUGGGAACAAUAGAAGUAUCAUUAGCGAGCUUAGCGGAACUAGUUAUGCUGGUAGUUGCAAUUGUGGCCAAUGAUGUAAAAUAUUUUGGAGGUUUAGCAGCUCUAUCGAUGGCCUCAGGAGUGGGUGCUGCCUGGAUUUUUUGGCACUGGUUGGCAAAUCCAACUGACGAUCUAAGGCGGUUAUUUCCUCAUGACCCACAUUUUGAUGAUUCAGACGAAGCAAGGCAGUUAGCUCUGCAAAAGCUGAUCCCGUCGUCUUUCUAAUAAUUUUUGUCGAGUCUUUCAAAUGUAAACGCAAGUAGUUAUCCUUCAGAACAUGCAAUUUUUUCUUCUACGAUAAAGAUAAUGUUAAAUGGUCCCCACUACUGAAGAGCACUUGAUGUCUUGUUAUUGGUGUAGGGCGUGCAUGUAGUUAGUGAUGUGGGCAGGAUUUUGCGUAGAUGAGUGAUAUUUGAAGAUAUAUUCAUCCAAGGAUAAAGAUCCAUGUGCACAAAUUUGUAUCUCGUCCAGAGUUGGGUAACCUCAGCGGUGAACUACACCCCCUGUAAACUGUGUUGUACAUAAAGCUUCUAUUUUUCCGCAACUUA
Molecule: messenger RNA, 2395 nt
Organism: Physcomitrium patens
Lineage: Eukaryota; Viridiplantae; Streptophyta; Bryopsida; Funariales; Funariaceae
Product: solute carrier family 40 member 3, chloroplastic
Biological process (GO): iron ion transmembrane transport
Cellular component (GO): membrane
Molecular function (GO): iron ion transmembrane transporter activity
Source: RefSeq, a predicted model, not a curated record